GAUGACAAGAUAUUCAUCAGCUGUUUUUGUUGUCAAACAGGUCGCAGGUCUAUUUAAAUUAAAAGUUAUUGAGUGUUCCCAUUAUUGUUUGUAAAUGUGGCAAGUUCUUAAAAUUUUACCAUCAUAUAAAAUUAGAAGAUAUAUAACACUUCUCAUGAAUAUAUUAACAAUACUUUAAUAUUUUUGUAAUUUAGAAUGCAAAUUUUAGAUCAAUGUUUACAAUUCAUAAAAGAUUACAUAGUUAAUUUUGUUGAUAUUGAUUAUUCCAUUUGGUUAACAUGGUGUUUAAUGCCUUUACUAGUAACCUUUUUGUUGCCUGUGAUAAUAGCCGUUUUAUUAUACAUAACAGCUUUUGUGCUAUACAUUUACAAACUGCAUUGGAGUUGUUUAAAAACGGCCUUAAGAACAGGUGAUAAAUGGGAAGCUGCUAGAAAAUGUGUUGCAGCAAUUUGGGAUGCUCAUGGCUGGAUAUGGCACGGUUAUGAGAUACAUGGCUUAGAAAAUCUUCCUAUAUCUGGACCAGUUUUAUUUAUCUAUUAUCAUGGGGCUAUACCAAUAGAUCUUUACUAUUUUUUAGCAAAGAUGCUUUUAUCAAAAUUCGGUUUGGUCCAUACUGUGGCAGAUCAUUUUCUAUUCAAAAUACCAGGCUUUAAUAUAUUGGCAGACUGUAUGAAAGUUAUUCCUGGAACAGUACAGUCGUGUUCAAGAUUAUUAAAAGAAGGAAAUUAUUUGGCAAUAUCCCCUGGUGGCGUGUAUGAAGCGCAGUUUAGCACUAAUUAUGAGUUAAUGUGGAAGAGGAGAUUAGGAUUUGCGAAAGCAGCGUUAGACUCAAAAGCACCAGUGGUGCCUAUAUUUACUGAAAAUAUUAGAGAGGCAUUCCGAGCAGUUAGCAUAGGCAGAAGAAUAUUUCUUAAAUUAUAUUCUUGGACUAGAAUUCCUUUUGCUCCUUUGUAUGGGGGAUUUCCAGUAAAAAUGAUAACGCAUAUUGGAAAACCAAUAUAUUACGAUCCAGAUUUAACAGCAGAAGAUUUACAAAAACGGGUUUUAAGUUCUCUGCAAGAUCUAAUAGCAACACAUCAAAGGAUACCUGGCAAUAUUUUGUUGUCCAUACUGGAAAGGAUACCAUAUUUGAGAAGAAAACUUCAUCAUGAUUCAUCAGAUAAUCACAACGACUAACUACUUCCAGCUUAUUAAAUAAACUUUACACCGAAUUUGGUGCUCAUCAAAGGUAUUCUCUUUUUUGUUUCAGUAUUAUAUUCAGCCAUAAUACAUAGUAAACUUUAUAGAUGUAUUUUAUGUACUUAAUUUAUGUACAUACGUUUUAAUUUUUUUUGUACGAUAUGCCAGUUUUGUUAAUUUUUUAAUGAAAUAAUGGAUGUUAUUCAUUAUAUACUUAUAUGUACCGUAUGAUCGAAAAAAACGGCGUCCAGUUGGCUUGGAAACGAACAUCGAUGACAUUCCCCAUAUAAUUUUACAUAUAAAAUGACAGCGAUCUUUAUUUCAUAGCCAUCGCUGACGUCGUUGUUUCCAUCCUACGGUAUUAAUUUAUGUAAUUAUUUCAAAGUAUAUUUCUGACUUUACGAAUAAAUAUAUUUGUUUGUAC
Molecule: messenger RNA, 1603 nt
Organism: Sitophilus oryzae (rice weevil)
Lineage: Eukaryota; Metazoa; Arthropoda; Insecta; Coleoptera; Curculionidae
Product: transmembrane protein 68
Exons: 6
Coding region: 196-1176 (326 amino acids)
Cellular component (GO): membrane
Molecular function (GO): acyltransferase activity
Source: RefSeq, a predicted model, not a curated record